UCUGUCAUCUGGAGGAAAUUAAAACCCCUGGCCGGGUGGGGAGCUUCCAGUUCCAGGCGAGUGCUCCCGCGUGUCCACGUGUCCACCAUGAGGCCCCUGGUGUUGCUGUGGGGCUGCCUCGUGCUUCCAGGUUAUGGAGCCCUGGUGGGCCCGAAGGAGAUCAGAGCAUUCGAAGGUGACACUGUGUCCCUACAGUGCACCUACGGGGAAGAGCUGAGGAAGAAAAAGAAAUACUGGUGCAGGAAAACUGGGCUCUUGGUUCAACGCUGCUCUGGUGCUAUCUAUACAGAAGAUGGCCAGGAGAAGACAGAGGGCAGGGUGUCCAUCCAAGACAGGCCCCAGGAACUCACGUUCAGCGUAACCCUGAGGAAACUCACCCUGCAGGACACGGGGAAGUACUUGUGUGGUGUCACAAUACUGGGCUUGGAUAAGAUUUUCAUGGUCUCUCUGAUAGUCCUUCCAGGUCCCUGCUGUCCUCCCUCCCACACUCCCUCCUUCCAGCCUCUUGCUACAACAAGCCUCCAGACAAAGGCUAAAGCUUGGCAAACUCAGCUCCCAGAAUUGACUUCUCCUGGUCUCCACUCGACAGUCACCACAGCUGAGCAGGGGAAGACAGAGGCCAAGGCCUUUCCGUUCACAGGGACGUCCCCAUAUGAGCAUGCAAGAAACUCUCUAUACACAGGAACCUCUCCAUACGCAGGGACCUCUCCUCACACGGCGACCUCUCCGAAUGAAGAGACCUCUCCUCACAAAGCAACCUCUCCUCAUGCAGGAACCUCCAGCCCAGCAAGACAUCUGGACUCCACCCCAACAGAGGACACCAGACUUGUCCCCAGCAGCAGCAACUCCAAGUCCAGGAAGUCCCUCUCAAUGGUCCGAAUCUUGGCGCCGGUCCUGGUGCUGCUGAGCCUUCUGCUGGCCACAGGCCUGACUGCCCUCGUCGGGUACAUGUUCCAAUGGAGGAAAAAAGCUCAACUGGCCAUGCAGACACAGAAGAAUGAGAAGGUCCACCUCUCACACUUGCCUCUGGGGAACGGCCUGGUCCCGGAGUAUGCGGUGAUCAACCUCGCAGCGCCCAUGGGACCCUGUGCCAGCCUGAAGUCCUCCGCCAGCCCCUACACAGAGAUCCAGUGCCUAAGCCAGCCUUCAGAGGAAGAGGAAGCCUCUUUCCAGCACCCUGAGCGCGACAUGAGCCCAAGGCCUCCCCCUCACAUGUGCGAGGAGCUCAGCCUCUCCAAGUUCAUUUUGGUCUAGCCACAGGGCCCCUCUAGGCCAGGCCUGCUGUGAAUCUGAGUGGCUGGAUUUGCAUUCAUUCCAAUAAGCUUUCUGGCCUUCUGCCUUGGCUUCAGAGUUCACCUGCUAGACUCCAGGGCUCUUCCCACCUUCCCCAGGCUCUCUUCCUGCAUGCCCCAGCCUGCCCUGGAAACCUUUGUCAGCCUGCAGUGGUAGCCUCACAGUUCCAGCAGAGACUGGGACCUCCCCAAUGUUUUCACAUCCCUGGGCAGGGCACGAAGCCACUGGACCCUCACCAGGGCCAGGCAGGGCUCAGCUCUGGUCUGGGUUCUUUGCUACAGGCAAUCCCCUGGGCCUGGAGAUAAGAAGUCGCCCUCUCCAUCCUCUAGACCCCACCUUCUCCUCCCUUCCUUCCAUUCUCAAAUUCAGCGCCACUUUCUCCUGCAUAAGGUGGGGUGAGGAGGAAACAUGCUGGGGUUAGAUUCUGAACCACCUGCAUCCCAGUCCUUCAGGAAGCUGGUUAAAAAUGUGAUCCCUGGGCUCUACCAAGACCUACUAAAACCAUCUCUGGGGCUGGGCCUAGGACUCUGCAUGUCUAAUAAGUGCCUGGCGGUUCUAAUACUCAAGUUGGAGAACCAGUGGGCCUGUUGAACUCUCAGGUCCCUCCAGUUUAGAGUCUACAUUUGGUGUAUGGGGUCGCCCACCCACCCCUACAGGGGCUGCUCUGCCCAUAACACCAUGACCCAGCUGGGGCCUUUCCUGGGCCUGCGUGAGUCCAGGCACAGGGCAUGGCACACUGGAAGGCAAGGAGGAGUUGUCUUUCAGAUCUCCUCUCCCAGCCAAGCAUUCAUUCCAGGCUUUGGAAGGAGGAUGGAAAGAAAAGCUUGGCUCCUUCUUUGUCAAGAAAGGGUUAAUUGCCUCAGUUCUGGUGGCUGGGGGGGUGGGGGGGGUGGCGUGGAGGAAACCUCUGGUGUAGAUGAGCGUCUAAAAUGGAAGAGGAAGGGGACAGAGCAAGAACAUAUGAGGGACCUCAAGGUGACCCUAAGUCUGGCCCCCUGGAGAAGUUGUGGGAUGGGGAGGUGGGUAAAGUAGAACAAUUCUUUUCUAUUUCUAUUUUCUUUAAAAAGUAAAAUGGCGGGGAGAGGGGGUUGCCCAGUAUACAAAACUUAGAAAGAUGGAGGGAAAAAGAAAACAAGUCACCCAUAGUCUUACCACUACCCAGAGACCAUCAUUGUUGCAGUUUGCUGUAUUUCCUUCCACUCUUUUUUUCUCCACAUCAUUUGCUGGUGUUCUUUUGCAAAUUUUUUUGUAUAUACUCGUACUUCGCAUCCUGUUCUUCCCACUUAAUUAAUAUAUCGUAAGCAUUUCUCCAUGUUUUUACAAGCUUUUUAUAAAUAAAAUGUUUAUCAGCUGUGUAAUAUUUCA
This is a messenger RNA of Hipposideros armiger (great roundleaf bat), 2658 nucleotides long. It is a transcript of the gene CD300LG, whose product is annotated as CD300 molecule like family member g. Gene Ontology annotation, molecular function: transmembrane signaling receptor activity. The transcript is spliced from 8 exons. The coding region runs from base 88 to 1254 and encodes 388 amino acids. The record is from RefSeq and is a predicted model, not a curated record. Gene Ontology annotation, cellular component: plasma membrane. NCBI's taxonomy places the organism in Eukaryota, Metazoa, Chordata, Mammalia, Chiroptera, Hipposideridae.